Truncatella angustata is the source of this 2280-nucleotide messenger RNA. RefSeq names its product P-loop containing nucleoside triphosphate hydrolase protein. The record is from RefSeq and is a predicted model, not a curated record. Bases 1 to 2280 code for a protein of 759 amino acids. Gene Ontology annotation, molecular function: RNA binding; ATP hydrolysis activity; preribosome binding. Gene Ontology annotation, biological process: ribosome biogenesis. The transcript has 2 exons. Lineage: Eukaryota; Fungi; Ascomycota; Sordariomycetes; Amphisphaeriales; Sporocadaceae. Gene Ontology annotation, cellular component: nucleus.
AUGCGGCUCACUCAGCGCAUAGAUCGCGACAUAUACCAGAUAGUUCUCAAGCUUGAGAACGAUCAGGCUGAGAAGACGGCAAGAACUGGAGAGCCCCCCAAGUUCACCAUCGCUGGGGUCUAUGACAUUAUCAAGAAAUCCAAUUCGAGUUUGGCAAGGGAGAAGAAGAAGCCACUGGAGGACUCCAUCUACCGUGUUCUCCAUUUCAGGAAAGAAGAGCGCAAGAAGGACCAGGCAGAUGACGAAGAUGAGGCUAUGGACGACUUCGCAGAGGAUUCUGCAUCCGCACAACCCAAGGAGCGUGAUUACUUUCUUAUGAACAAGCAACUCACUAAGGGUUGGAACGUGGCAAGGAGAGCGAGAUCACCAGAAGUCAUGGCGACAAGCGGCGCUACUACUCCAGCUGCCGAGGCUGUGGAGUCUGCUGUCGUAACGGCGGACAGGCAAUCUAACGGCGAGCCUAAAGCCAAGAAGCUGAAGACGCGACAGGUGAAGGAGAAGGAACCUGUAGAUCGCACGCCGCCCGCGGGUGUCUCGCUGGAAGAUCUCGGUGGCAUGGAAGAUGCUAUCGAGCUUCUUUACAAUGAAGUUACCUGGCCAAUGUGUUAUACCGGGAUGUAUACAUCUGCCAAUGUUAAGCCAACCCGUGGCGUUCUCUUGCAUGGUCCGCCAGGUUGUGGCAAAACAAUGCUCGCUAAUGCUUAUGCGGCGGACCUUGGUGUUGCAUUUAUCCCGGUUUCUGCACCUGCCUUGGUAGCUGGAAUGUCUGGAGAGUCUGAAAAGAAGAUCCGGGAGCUCUAUGAAGAGGCAAAGUCACUUGCGCCGUGCCUUGUCUUUAUCGAUGAGCUCGACGCUAUCAUGGGCAAGCGUGAAAACGCCCAGAGAGAAAUGGAAAAGCGCAUAGUGGCACAAAUGCUGACUUGCAUGGACGAUCUUAGUCUGGACAAAACUGGUGGCAAGCCUGUGAUUACCCUUGCUGCAACGAACCGGCCGGACAGCAUUGAUCCCGCCCUCCGAAGAGCUGGACGUUUCAACCGGGAAAUCAACAUAGGCGUGCCAAGUGAGGAAGCACGUUUGUCUAUUUUACAAGCACUGACACGGAAGACGAAGCUUUCUACCGAGGUUGAUCUCAAGAUUGUCGCUAAGUUGACCCCUGGUUUUGUUGGAGCCGAUCUAGAGGACGUGGUGGGCGUUGCCUCUGCCGACAUGAUGAAACGCACGAGAGAAGUAGUCGAAGUACGAGCUGUCGAAGAGCUGGGCGCUAGCGCUGAUGAUACUCGUGAUUACGAUGGCUUGAGCCCCCGACUUGCAGAUAUCCUCCGGAAACAAGCAGCCGCGAAGCUCGCAAUGAACACACAAUUACCCGAGGUUGACUUGAUGCUUCUACAAGAGGACUUUAUAAAAGCGGUUUCGAAGGUACAGCCUUCCUCGAAAAGAGAAGGUUUCACGACGAUACCAGAUACAACAUGGGCUCAGGUCGGUGCUUUACAUAAGGUACGAAAGGAGCUCUCGCUGGCCAUUACUCGGCCUAUCGAUACGCCAGAGCUCUUCGCGCAGUUUGGAUUCCAGUCGCCUUCUGGCGUACUAUUAUGGGGCCCGCCUGGUUGUGGUAAAACACUCCUGGCAAAGGCAGUCGCCAACGAAGCAAAGGCAAACUUCAUUUCCGUCAAGGGUCCAGAGCUCCUCAACAAGUAUGUGGGAGAAUCAGAACGCUCGGUCCGUCAAGUGUUCACUCGAGCUCGGUCUUCGGCGCCUUGCAUCCUGUUUUUCGAUGAGCUGGAUGCCCUGGUACCCCGUCGUGGUGACGCUAUCGCAGAGUCUAGUGCCAGGGUAGUGAACAUGCUGCUUACUGAACUGGAUGGCAUGGAUAACAGGACUGGUGUUUAUAUCAUUGGAGCUACCAACCGCCCAGACAUGAUCGACCCUGCUAUUCUUCGGCCUGGACGCCUGGGCACCUCCGUCUUCGUGGAUCUUCCAGAUGAUGAAGGGCGGAUCGAUAUCCUAAAGACGCGUGUCCGAAACGCUCUUCCCCUGACGUCUGAAGAACAGUUAACGGCCUUGGAACCUAUUGCGCGUCGCUGUCACGGUUUUAGCGGUGCUGAUCUGGAAAACCUACUAAUCGCUGCCGCUAAGGCGGGUGUUGAACGGUUUGACCACGAAGGAGGAGAAGCCAAACUUACACUGGCAGACUGGGCGGCUGCAACAGAAACUGUCAAGCCAUCAGUGUCGGAACAAGCGUAUAAGAAGUUUGUUAGGUUGAGAGACAGUGGAUGGAGCUAG